UUUGCUUAAAAAAAUAUCACAACAUCUAAUUAAUAGAAUAUCAAUAUAUUUUAAAUGAAAAAUCAUAUAUCAACUGUUUUGUGUGAAAUGCGUAGUGAUUUCAAAGAUAAUCAUCAAGAAACUAUUAAUAAAAUGAUACAAUUUGGCACCGUUAAAUAUGGAAUCGUCAAACAGUUGAAAGAUCGUGCGCGUAGCGCCGAUAAAGCUUCCGAUGAUUCAAGCGAUCAGGAGGAGAAUGGUGCUUGCUGUUCGCCCAUUGCCAGUGGCGAGUUGACAGCGUGCAAUACAGACACAGCAACAACAACAACCGCAACAAUGCCAGCAGCAAGUUCACCGACGCAUACCAACAACAGCAGCAGUACAGCAAUUGGUAAUGAUUUGGCUGCGGAAGAUUGCACACAAGGCGCUGCUGAUAUGGCAGCAGCAACAACAACAGCGUCGGGUGAAGCGGCUGCCGCUGCGAUGACCGAAGAUCACAAUCACAACAAUACCAGCAACACCAGCGAUAGCAACUGCAGCAGUAAUAAUGUUAUACUGGCUGGUGGAUCGCCAACACGACUGGAGCAUGCGCACGGUGCGACGUCUGCGGACACGCGUCUACUAAAAAUGAAAUCACUUAGCGAUGUGGCGUUGGCAUCUACGCCCGGCAUGGAAGCUCGCGAAUCAAGCAUAGCGUCGGCAAUUAGCCCUGCCAGCUCACCAGCAUACAACACAUAUCCGACAGAUAGCAGCUGCGUGACUAACAACAACAAAUUUGCGGCACCCACACCAAUGGAUAUCGAGGAGGCUGACGCAGAAAUUGCGGAGACUUUGGCGAAAGAGUGCACAGUAGACGAGAAUGUUGGAGCGGAGGAAGAUGGGGAUGAAGACAAGCAGACCACUGCGGAGGCAUCAGCCACAAGGAAGGCCGCAGCAGGUGUGAGCUCACCGACAUCAAAGCCUAGUAGCAGUUUGGCAGCGAGUAAUGCAGUUGCCGCUGCAAAUGAACUGGCAGAUGGUAUUGAAAAAAGCACUUCCGCGCCGCUAACACCCACCUCAAGUGCGCUUGCAGCUGCGGCCAACGGCGCCGGACUGCCACAAGCUGCUGCCGCCGCCGCGGCUUUUGGUACCGCGCCGGUUAAUCUUGAAGCCAUACAGAAUAUGCAAAUGGCAAUCGCGCAAUUUGCUGCUAAGACAAUAGCGAAUGGCGCACAGGGCGGCGAUAAUGAGGCGGCCAUGAAACAGUUGGCCUUCCUGCAGCAAGCGUUAUUUAAUUUGCAGCAACAGCAACUCUUUCAAAUACAACUUAUCCAGCAGCUACAAUCACAAUUGGCAUUGAAUCAGCCGAAAGACGUUAGUGAUGCUGGUGAGGGUGCGGAAGGUGGCGAUCCUGAUGAUUUGGAAGACGAGCGUGAAGAUGGCGAGGAGGAUACGUAUGAGGAGGAAGAGCGUAUUGCUGAAAUGGAGUUGCGUCAGAAGGCGGAGGCGCGCAUGGCUGAGGCUAAAGCGCGUCAGCAUCUCAUUAACGCCGGCGUACCGCUGCGCGAUGAAACGGAGAGCGGCAAUCGUGCGGCAAGUGAAGCGUCGGUAGUACCAACAACAGGUACUUCAGUCGUUUUAGAGUCACUCAAACGUAAGCGUGAGGAUGAUGAUGACGUCUUCGGCACGCCAACGAGCAGACGCAUGAGCAUGGAGAUGGUGCAUGGCAGCGCCACGCGACCAAUGCCCUCACCAUUGGAUGCGUUGAGCAAAUUGAAGGAGAUGGAGAAUAUGCCACUGCCUUAUGGUUCUGAUCUCGCCUCGAGCAUCAUCACCAAUCACGAUGACCUGCCCGAGCCCAACUCACUGGAGAUGCUGCAGAAACGUGCACAAGAGGUGCUGGACUCUGCCUCACAGGGCAUACUCGCCAACAAUAUGGCUGACGAGUUUGCUUUCAGGGAUAAGAAUGGCGACGGCAAGAACCGUAAUGAACCUUUCUUCAAACAUCGCUGUCGUUACUGUGGCAAGGUGUUUGGUUCUGACUCGGCACUGCAGAUACACAUACGCUCGCAUACUGGCGAACGACCAUUCAAGUGUAACGUCUGCGGCAGUCGUUUCACCACCAAAGGUAAUUUGAAGGUACAUUUCCAGCGCCAUGCACACAAGUUUCCUCACGUACCGAUGAAUGCCACACCCAUACCUGAGCACUUGGACAAGUUCCACCCACCGUUGCUGGAUCAAAUGUCACCGGAUAGCUCGCCCUCGCAUACGCCUGCGGCGAUGCCCCAGCAAAUGCCGCAGCAGAUGCCACCAGUGUCGCUGCCGUUGCCGUUUCCAACUGGCGCCGGAUUUCCUGGCUUACCUGGUCUAUAUAGACCACCAAUGGAGCUGCUGAAGUCAUUGGGGAGUGCAGCAGGCUUCCCGAAUCCCUUCUUUCAGCAAAUGACGAGAGCUGCUGCAACCGAAACACACACUGAAGCGCCAACAACCCAAACUACAUCCAAAGAAAGUAAUCAUGAUUUGCCAACCGAUUUACGCAAAACGUCGGCAUCCAACUCACCCGAGUUACCAGUGAAGACUGAAAUUACGGAGGAGAAGGACGAUUCCACCUCCACACAGCAGGCGCCCGCACAGUCAACAGAGAGUCCGACGACGACUACAGUAACUGAAGCUCUAACACAGUCAACUACACCAGCUUUGGAUAUCAAAAUUAAAGAGGAACGCAUAGACACGGACUCGCAAGAUGAGGAGAUUCCUCGUGUGGAUACGCCGACGCCUCAGUUAGCACCUUCGCCUGCGCCACGAAACAGUUUAACACCAACACAUUCGUCCGUAAGCGCGCCCUUUACACCACCAACACCCACCUCAAAGCCAUUGGUGCUGGCACCUGUCGUACAGCCCGCACAGCCACCCAUCACAAUGCAUCCGCAUCCCUCACCAGGUGCACACAAUCAUAUCGAUCAUCUGCCCACGCCGGGACAGCUGCCGCCGUCUUUACAUCAUCGCGACGACUUCUUCGCAGAACGUUUCCCACUGAAUUUUACCAAAAAUCUCUCACCCGAACAUCAUUCGCCCAUUCGUUCACCGGCGCACCUGCAACGUUCACCAUUCUUCAAUCCAAUCAAACACGAGAUGGCAUUAUUGCCGCGCCCUCACAGUAACGACAACUCGUGGGAGAAUUUCAUAGAGGUAUCCAACACCUCCGAGACACUGAAGCUGAAGGAGCUAAUGAAGAACAAGAAAUUGACAGAUCCGAAUCAGUGUGUCGUUUGUGAUCGUGUGCUGUCGUGUAAGAGUGCUCUGCAGAUGCACUACCGAACACAUACUGGUGAGCGGCCAUUCAAGUGUCGCAUUUGUGGACGCGCUUUUACCACCAAAGGCAAUUUGAAGACCCACAUGGCCGUGCACAAGAUACGCCCACCCAUGCGCAACUUCCACCAAUGCCCUGUUUGUCAUAAAAAAUACUCGAAUGCAUUGGUACUGCAGCAGCAUAUACGCUUGCAUACCGGCGAACCGACGGAUUUGACGCCCGAACAAAUACAGGCGGCCGAAAUACGUGAUCCACCGCCAUCGAUGAUGCCGGGUGCCUUCAUGAACCCUUUUGCGGCGGCUGCCUUUCAUUUCGGUGCUAUGCCAGGCGCGGCCAUGGGGCAUCAUCUGGGACCCCACAACGGCACAAUGGGCUCAGAGUCAUCGCAGGGAGAUAUGGAUGAAAAUAUCGAUUGCGGUGAUGACUACGACGAUGACAUCUCCUCCGAACACAUGUCCAGCGCACACGAUCUGGACGUGAGUGAUCGGCCGAGAUCGAGUGAUGAUUUCAAAGGUUUGCUCUUCGAACAAAAGUUGCGCAUCGAUGCCAGUGGCGUUGUGAAUACCACACCACGUCCGCACUCCACCGCUAGCAAUGCAAAUUCGAAUAACUCUGAGCCAAAUAGCCCCAACUCCGCGCCACGUCACAGCUCGACACGCGCCAGCUCGCCGGCACGUUCCAUGUCUGAGGCAUCACAAGGCGCGUUAGACCUUACACCACGUGCACUGCCAAUGCAAGGUAACAAAAGCAGCUCACAAUCACCAGCGCCCACAACAUCCACAGCACAGGCUGCCGGUCGCAAGACACCUAUUUCGCCACCGCGUAAUAGUAGCGCCAACAGCAGUGCGGCUAGAAGUCCCCACCCUGUGCCAUCACAGAAACCACACCCGCAAAUAAGCCCUGCGCUCACUUCACCGCUUGUACCCACCUCAGCGGUCGACUGCUUGCCCCCUGUGCUGCACCAUCACUUACAACAGCAGCACCAACAAUUGAUGCAACAGCAAGCGGUUGCGGCGGCAGCAGCUCAUGCUCAAGCACAGGCGCAACAUCAUCACCAACAAUUGCAACAACAUGCCGUCGCUAUGCAUGCCGAGCAACUGCGGCGUGAGCACCAAAUCAAACAGGAGCAUGCGGUGCAUCAGCAUCACUUGCGUCAACAGCAGCAUCAACACCAACAACAGCAAGAGCAGCAUCCAUCGGCGCAUUCACCCCAUCAGUUAGCGUUGCCUCCACCGCCGCCGCAUAUCGCUCACCAUCUGCAGCAACAACAGCAUCAGGCAGCAGCCGCCGCGGCCGCCGCAGCACAACAGCAACAACAACAGCAGUCACCGGGGGCUAUGCCACCACAAGGGCCACAACCACCAAAUCCAUUAGUCGCUGCGCGUCCACCAUUCGGCAUGUUUCCCAACUUGCCGCUCUUCCCGCCCGCCACAGCGCAAACGAUGUGCUCGGCGAUGAACACAAUUGCGCAAUCGGUAAUGCCGGCGGCACCGUUCAAUCCGCUUGCACUUUCCGGCGUGCGAGGAAGCACCACCUGCGGCAUCUGUUUCAAAACAUUCCCUUGUCACUCAGCUUUAGAAAUACACUAUCGCAGCCACACCAAGGAACGACCAUUCAAGUGUAACAUCUGUGAUCGCGGUUUCACCACCAAGGGCAACCUCAAACAACAUAUGCUGACACAUAAGAUACGUGAUAUGGAGCAGGAAACUUUCCGGAAUCGUGCAGUAAAGUAUAUGAGUGGCUGCAAAGAAGGCUACGAGUAAUAAGACAAUUGCGUAGUGCUUAGUAAUGUUGUUGGUACUACCAAAAAUAUUUAUAUAUGUAGAUACAGUUAGCACUAGACACUGGUCGAAAGAUCUAGAGAGCUAAGGAAAGUGUUCCCAUAUUACAUAUGUAUGUAUGAGUGGGAUUUACACAUCGUUGUUGGUGACUUCAGGGUACCGCAGAAAGGUUUUUGUUGUUUUGGCGCCGUAUUUAUGUAUAUGUAAGUCUUAAGCAUAUAUGUAUAUGUGUAAAAUA
Molecule: messenger RNA, 5287 nt
Organism: Ceratitis capitata (Mediterranean fruit fly)
Lineage: Eukaryota; Metazoa; Arthropoda; Insecta; Diptera; Tephritidae
Product: homeotic protein spalt-major
Exons: 5
Coding region: 55-5031 (1658 amino acids)
Biological process (GO): regulation of transcription by RNA polymerase II
Cellular component (GO): nucleus
Molecular function (GO): DNA-binding transcription factor activity, RNA polymerase II-specific; RNA polymerase II cis-regulatory region sequence-specific DNA binding
Source: RefSeq, a predicted model, not a curated record